Messenger RNA from Oncorhynchus kisutch (coho salmon), 4338 nucleotides. Its product is annotated as adhesion G protein-coupled receptor E1-like. The record is from RefSeq and is a predicted model, not a curated record. NCBI's taxonomy places the organism in Eukaryota, Metazoa, Chordata, Actinopteri, Salmoniformes, Salmonidae. The coding region runs from base 310 to 975 and encodes 221 amino acids. The transcript is spliced from 6 exons. Gene Ontology annotation, molecular function: calcium ion binding.
GGAAGAGUGUGAACAAGAGAGAGAAGAGGCGUUCUCUAACAGAAAGAGGUAGAGGAGAGGAGAGCAAAAUAGUUGUUUUCUAUCUCCGUGUGGCCCACACUGAGAGUUGUCUCACCAAAAGAGAGGGAAUAUUUUUUUUUUCUUCUGUUCAUGUUAUCACCACUGAUCAUACAGAAUAAAAACCUUGUUAAACUUGGGUUUUCUUCAAUCUGAACUCAACAGUAAAACUGUAAUCUCAGACUGAUUAUUCUGACGAGGCUAGUUUUAUUAGGAUCCUACUAGUUGUCAUAAUACCAGUCUGUCUCUGAGAUGGGGUCCAGAACUCUUCUACUUGUUCUGGGUCUUCAUUUCACUCUUCUGGGGAACCUAGAGGCCAGAGUUUGCGGCCUGGGCUUCAAAGCCAAAGGGAGACAGCAAUGUGUUGAUAUAGAUGAGUGUAAAGAGAAGGACAGUACCCCACCCUGUGGAAGUAAAGCUGCAUGUUACAACACACAGGGGAGCUUCUACUGUCAGUGUCUACCUGGGUUCAGAUCCACAACAUCUUUCAAGUUUACUCCUCUCGCUGGAGAGUGUAACGAUCUCAAUGAGUGCCAGAAGACACCACAGGUUUGUGGCAGCAACGCCACUUGCCUCAACACCAUCGGGAGCUACCUCUGCCAGUGUCAACCUGGGUUCAGAUCCACAACGCCUGUCAACUAUACUGCUCUCACUGGGGAGUGUAAGGACGUGAAUGAGUGUAAGGAGCAGACUGCUGAUUGCCCCAACAACUCAUCCUGUGUGAACACCCCAGGGUCCUACGUCUGCAACUGCCAGUCUGGGUACACACUAACAGAGAGCAAGUGUGAAGACCUCGAUGAGUGCCAAGAUUCACCUCAGGUUUGUGGCAGCAACGCCAGUUGCCUCAACACCAUUGGGAGCUACCACUGCCAGUGUCAACCUGGGUUCAGAUUCUCUCAUCACACUGUGAAGGACUGAUGGAAAGUCCAAUAUCAUGUUUUCUGAUGAGUUUACCAAUGAUUGUGUCACGUCUGCUCCUGCUCCCCCUCUCUGACGCUCGAGGAUGCCAGGCGGCUCAUCAUUACUCACACCUCUCCCCAUCGUUACGUGCCCCAGCGCUUCAUCGGACUCACCUGGACGCCAUCACGGCAUUGAUUAUCUACCCUAUAUCUGUCACCCCCUCCAGUUAAUUUUCCGCGUCUGCAUUGAUGCUGUUUUGUUUCUCCUGUCCAGACGCUGUUCCUGUUUUUCAUGUCUGUUAACCCAUUAAAUAUUCAUUCCCUGUACUUACUACAUUUCCUUUUCAAAGACUUGCUGAGGCAUUUAUCAGUUAGUGACACUGUAGUAAUAUACAGUAUAAAGAUACCUGGAUCAGGCUGUUUUUUAAUUGAUUUUUAUUGAACCUUUAUUUAACUGGACAAGUCAGUUAAUUAAAAACAACAUUUUAUUUACCAUGAUGCCCUAGGAACAGUGGGUUAACUGCCUUGUUCAGAGGCAGAACAACAUAUAUAUUUUUCUUCCAGUUCCGGAGAUUCAAUCUAGGAACCAUUCGGUUAUUGGCCCAAUGCUCUAACCACUAGGCUACUGCCGCCCCUUAGGAUACCUAUCUCCCUGCUGUUAACCUCUCUUGGGUAGGGGGCAGUAUUUUCACCUCCGGAUGAAAAGCGUGCCCAAAGUAAAUUGCCUGUUACUCAGGCCCAGAAUUUAGGAUAUGCAUAUAAUUAGUAGAUUUGGAUAGAAAACACUCUAAAGUUUCCAAAACGGUUAAAAUAAUAUGCCUAUGAGUAUAACAGAACUGAUAUGGCAGGCGAAAACCUGAGAAAAAUACAUCUAGGAAGUGGAAUUGUUUUCAUGUGGCUGUUUUUCAACUCAAUACCAAUAGAGAAUCCAAUGGGUUUGGAAUCCGAUUGCAGUUCCUAUGGCUUCCACUAGAUGUCAACAGUCUUUAGACAUUGUUUCAGGCAUUUAUUUUGAAAAACGAUGUGUGAAAAGCCAUUUUGGUCAGAGGACAGAGGAAGUUUGCAGACCUGAUUUGGCGCACUCUUUGUUAUUUUUCCUUUCUAUUGAAAACGGUAUUGUCCGGUUAAAUUUUUUAUUGAUUAUAAAUACAAUUAACAACCUGAGGAUUAAUUAUAAGUGUAACUGGGAGUCUGUAAGUGCAACCAUAUGAAGAUCAUCAAAGGUAAGUGAUUAGUUUUAUCGCUAUUUCUGACUCCUCGACUUGGCUGGUAAUGAUUGUAUGUUUGUUUUUUUACAUGGGGCGCUGUCCUCAGAUAAUCGCAUGGUAUGCUUUCGCCGUAAAGCCUUUUUGAAAUUUGACCACAGGCUCAAACGCAGUCAAAACAGGCAGACAAAAAAAUCCAAAUGAUAUCCGUAAAGUACAUAGAAACAUGUCAAACGAUGUUUAUAUUCAAUCCUCAGGUUGUUUUUAGCCUAAAUGAUCUAUAAUAUUUCAACCGGACAAUAACAUCGUCAAUAUAAAAGGUAAACAAGAAAUGCACUCUCUCGGGAUUGCGCAUGAAAAAGCUCUGCGACACGGUAGGGUCCACUCAUUCAGACUGGUCUUACUCCCUCAUUUAUAAGAAUACAAGCCUGAAACGAUGGAUACUGUAAUGGCAUUGAAUAGAAAACUACAAAAUCCCCCCCAAAAAUAAUUCCUGGAUGGAUUUUUCUCAGGUUUUCGCCUGCCAAAUCAGUUCUGUUUUAUUCACAGACACGAUUUUAACAGUUUUGGAAACUUUAGAGUAUUUUCUAUCCAAAUCUACAUGCACAUAUAUACAUCUAUAUGCAUAUCAUAUCUUCUGGGCCCGAAUAGCAGGCUGUUUAAUUAUGGGCAUGCUUUUCAUCCAAAAUUCUGAAUGAUGCCCCCUACCCUAGAGAGGUUAAGAAAUGUACUGAAACCCCCAGUGUAAACCUUGUACACAAAAUGUUUGAAAUGUUUGAAACGUCUUUUAAUAUUGAUUAUGAAGUACUGGGACAGAAUGGGGAAAUAAACACUUAAUAGGGUUGAAUGACCUCCGACCUCUAUUCUGCCUUUCUGGUGAGGCCUAAUCACCCUCACUAGAAAGGCUAGAGACAUUGGGUGAGAUUUAAAUGUAAGAUGUAAACACUGAUAAUUAGUAAGAAGAUCAUAAAUUAAAUCAGAUGGGUCACAUACACAUGUUUUAUCAAUAGUCCUAUGUGUGAUUCAGACCAUGAGGAGGAGAGAGAGAGAGAGAGAGAGAGAGAGAGAGAGAGAGAGAGAGAGAGAGAGAGAGAGAGAGAGAGAGAGAGAGAGAGAGAGUGCUGCCCCUGAAUGAGGGAAACCUGUCUCCAGUCCAUAUUAUUAUAUCUUGAAUUACCUUAUGGGAUACAAUUAUUUCCUUAUGGAGUUAUCAAGGUAUGUCAUUUGACUGUAUUUGUUAUUCUGAUUUGUUUAUGUUUUACUUAACCGGCAGUGUUGUUAUUGUUUUGGACGCAUAAAACACGAUGUGAGUCAUGUGUCAAAAGGGAAGAAGUGCAUUGUGGUUCUUGUUAUUGGUUGUUGUUUGAAUUGUGGUUUUUGUUUGUUUGUUGUAUGAUGUUUUGUUUGUUUUGUUUUUGUCUUGCUUCAACAAAAAAAAUCUCUGCAGAUUGGUUCUGCUGUAUGGUCGGGAUUUCUCCCUAAGGGUUAGCCCUCUACCAAACCUGACCCUGUAACUCUGCAGUGAGGUCGUCAAUGUUACAGGGGAGUAUAAGCCAAUUUGAUCAAAUGGUUUUAACAGUGUGUUGUUAUUCUAUUUGACAUUUGUCUUAGACAUUUCUAUUAAGAAUAUUGGCAGUGGUAAUAAUUUGUCAUACAGUAAAUAGUUUAUCUGGUUUCAGGCUUCUAUUUGGAAAAACGACGUGUUAAAAGCCAUUUUAACAAUUUUAAAUAUUUUAACAAUAGUUAUCACAGUGUAAUACAAGGAGGGAAAGUGAGGGAAAAUGUUGCUGUCUGAAGAGGUAGCAUUGAAUUGUACACAGCAUCUCCUCUCACUCUAUCUUGGUUCGUGCAGGUGACUGUGACCUCCUCCUCAGACCAAUUGAAAGUACGCCCAGAACAUUGUUCUGGGAACCAAAAGGAGUAUCUCAGUUUUAAGGUCCCAGAUUUGAGAGAAGAAACCUUGUUAGUUAUCAGUCAGUCAGUCACUUGCAGGAACCAACGUUGAUGAUGAAUAAUGAAUCAUGUAAAUCAUGCUUACAUUAAUUGUUUGGAUAGCCGUAUAUAAGAGAACUAACGGGACUGUCCCAGCAGAGCUCCUGACCGAUGUGUACUAUGCAUGAAGUUUGUUGGAACCUCUCCAGCUUGCUGAUAAUAAAGAAUGAUUCAUUUAAGUUUGA